AUGGCGGACGAAGAGGCGGUGGUCUUGCAGCAGAAUCUCGACAGGAGCUGCUGGGUCUGCUUCGCAACAGACGAGGAUGACCGCACAGCAGAGUGGGUGCGACCAUGCCGCUGCCGGGGUUCCACCAAGUGGGUCCACCAGGCCUGCCUACAGCGCUGGGUGGAUGAGAAGCAGCGCGGCAACAGCACUGCACGCGUAGCCUGUCCGCAAUGUAAUGCGGAAUAUCUCAUUGUCUUUCCUAAACUGGGUCCCGUGGUCUACGUACUGGACUUGGCCGACCGACUCAUAUCAAAGGCCGGACCUUUCGCGGCCGCAGGCAUCAUGGUGGGCUCUAUAUACUGGACUGCUGUCACAUACGGCGCCAUCACCGUCAUGCAGCUAGUGGGCCACAAGGAAGGCCUCGAUGUUAUUGAGCGGGCCGACCCGCUUUUCCUUCUCAUCGGCCUGCCCACCAUCCCCGUCAUGCUGAUCCUCGGCAAGAUGAUCCGCUGGGAGGAUUACGUCCUGCGUCUGUGGAGGAAAUACUCCAACAAACUACAAAUCCUCAACAGCAUCUUUCCCGGGAUCGGCUGCCCGGUCCCCCGCAUACCUGCUGAGGCCAGCCCCUUGGCCGAUCACGUCUCGGCCACCCGCAUCCUGUGUGGCGCUCUGGUGUUCCCCACCAUCGCGACUACCGUGGGGAAGCUCAUGUUCAGCAGUGUCAACUCCAACUUGCAGAGGACCAUCCUGGGAGGAAUCGCCUUUGUGGCCAUCAAGGGGUCGUUCAAAGUGUACUUCAAACAGCAGCAGUACAUGCGGCAAGCUCACCGCAAGAUCCUCAACUUUCCUGAGCAGGAGGAAGCCUGA
This is a messenger RNA of Nerophis lumbriciformis (worm pipefish), 846 nucleotides long. Lineage: Eukaryota; Metazoa; Chordata; Actinopteri; Syngnathiformes; Syngnathidae. The record is from RefSeq and is a predicted model, not a curated record.